Molecule: messenger RNA, 4718 nt
Organism: Notechis scutatus (mainland tiger snake)
Lineage: Eukaryota; Metazoa; Chordata; Lepidosauria; Squamata; Elapidae
Gene: PTPRE
Product: protein tyrosine phosphatase receptor type E
Biological process (GO): protein dephosphorylation
Molecular function (GO): protein tyrosine phosphatase activity
Source: RefSeq, a predicted model, not a curated record
AGAGGGAGGCAGGCUGGCAGGCAGGCGAGGGAGAACGGAAGAAAUUUCCUGCUUGGUUGCGAACGGGAUUCCUGCAGCCGCGUCGGGUAGGGUGAAUGCCAGGGCGUCCCCUGCUUGCUGCCUCGGUUCGCAACCGGCGGGGUGAGGAGGGUAUGAGGAGCCGGCGUGCCUCGAGAAGCCGAGCUGGGCGAGUCCCUGGAAGCCUAUAGCAUUGUCUUCCAUUAGAUACAAGAUGGAAUAUUUUUGUUCAAUAUUACUAAUUUCCAUUAGUUUUCUACAUUCUGAAGCAUUACGUGACAAUGGAACUGCAUCACAUAAUGAAACGACAACAGAUCCUCCAAGAGAAAAUGGUCAGCCAUCACAUUUACUGACUUCAGUGCUGAUCCUGAUUUUAGUGUUCAUAAUUUUAAUUAUUUUAGCUGGCUAUUUCUUUAGGUUCCGAAGACACAGGAAAGCGGUUGUAAAUUCCACUGAUAAAAAAAUGCCAAAUGGAAUCUUAGAAGAGCAAGAACAGCAGAGGGUGAUGCUUCUCAGGCAGUCUCCUUCUGGCCCAAAGAAGUAUUUUCCUAUUCCAGUAGAGCUCCUGGAAGAAGAAAUCCGGAUAAGAGCAGCUGAUGAUGGGAAGUUAUUUCGGGAAGAGUUUAAUUCAUUACCACCUGGAUAUUUGCAAGGAACACUUGAGAUGGCAAACAAAGAGGAAAACAGAGAAAAAAACAGAUACCCCAACAUAUUACCUUAUGAUCAUUCCAGAGUAACUUUAAUGCAAAUAGAUGGAUUUCAGUGUUCAGACUAUAUCAAUGCUUCAUAUAUAGAUGGCUACAAGGAAAAGAAUAAAUUUAUAGCUGCUCAAGGUCCUAAACAAGACACAGUAAAUGAUUUCUGGAGGUUGAUAUGGGAACAGAAGUCUGCAACUAUUGUCAUGUUAACAAAUGUGAAAGAGAGAAAAGAGGACAAAUGUUUUCAGUAUUGGCCUGAUCAAGGAUGCUGGACCUAUGGAAAUAUCAGAGUUUCUGUGGAGGACUGUAUAGUUCUUGUAGAUUACACCAUUCGAAAGUUUUGUAUUCAUCCGCAGGUUUCUGAUGGCUGUAAAGCUCCGAGACUUGUCACUCAGCUUCAUUUCACCAGCUGGCCUGAUUUUGGAGUGCCUUUUACCCCUAUUGGAAUGCUAAAAUUCCUAAAGAAAGUCAAAUCAUUGAAUCCUGCACAUGCUGGACCAAUUGUGGUUCAUUGUAGUGCUGGUGUGGGUCGUACAGGCACAUUCAUAGUAAUAGAUGCCAUGAUUGACAUGAUGCAUGCUGAACAAAAAGUCGAUGUUUUCGAGUUUGUGGCAAGAAUUCGUAGCCAGCGUCCACAGAUGGUUCAGACAGAUAUGCAGUAUUCCUUCAUAUAUCAAGCCUUACUUGAAUACUACCUCUAUGGCGACACAGAACUGGAUGUAUCCUCCUUAGAAAAACACCUGCAGCCAUCAAAUAGCACCACACCAAAUCUUGUUAAGAUAGGAUUGGAAGAAGAGUUUAAAAAAUUAACAAAUGUUCGAAUAAUGAAAGAAAACAUGAGAACUGGUAAUCUGCCAGCAAAUAUGAAGAAAGCCAGAGUUAUCCAAAUAAUCCCUUAUGAUUUUAACAGAGUGAUUCUUUCAAUGAAACGAGGUCAGGAGUAUACAGAUUAUAUCAAUGCUUCCUUUAUAGAUGGCUAUCGCCAAAAGGAUUACUUCAUUGCAACUCAAGGACCUCUUCCUCAUACUGUGGAAGACUUCUGGCGAAUGGUGUGGGAGUGGAAAUGCCACACCAUCGUUAUGCUUACAGAAGUGCUGGAAAGGGAACAAGAAAAAUGUUUUCAGUAUUGGCCAUCAGAAGGUUCUGUUUCUUAUGGCGAGAUUACCAUUGAUAUUAAGAAUGACUUGCUUGUUGAUACUAUAAGCAUAAGGGACUUUUUGAUUACACACAACCAGGAGAAGCAAGGCAGAGUUAUUAGACAGUUUCAUUUCCAUGGAUGGCCUGAGAUAGGCAUUCCGACUGAAGGGAAAGGUAUGAUUGACCUCAUUGCAGCUGUUCAGAGACAGCAACAGCAAACAGGAAACCAUCCCAUUACAGUACACUGCAGUGCUGGAGCUGGAAGAACAGGUACAUUCAUAGCACUCAGCAAUAUUUUGGAGCGAGUUAAAGCUGAGGGGCUCUUAGAUGUAUUUCAAGCUGUGAAAAGUUUACGGCUGCAAAGACCUCAUAUGGUGCAAACACUGGAACAGUAUGAAUUCUGCUACAAAGUGGUACAAGAUUUCAUUGAUAUAUUUUCUGAUUAUGCCAAUUUCAAGUGAAAAUGCCUGCCAUUUUUUAAAAAUUUAAUCAUCUGUACAAAGAUUUGUAAAUCAUGUUAAUUUAUUUCCAUUUUUUUAAAAAAACACUUCUAAAUGUACAUAUGAUUAUGUAUGUUUUGCUUUGAAUGUGUCUUCAGGUGUAUGUCUGACUCAAAUAAGCUUCAACCCUGAUCCAAAGGAGUAUGCACAGACUCUUUUCAUACAAUAAAAUAAACUUCUAGUCAGCUGUUUGGUGGCAAAAGGAAAGAGCUGAUUUAUGGGAUUUGUAUAGUUUUGAAAGGAUAAUAUAUUCACCCCAACUGGUUGAUAAAGGAGGAAAGCUGUAUACACAGAAUAUAGUUGCAUGUUGGACUACUCAUUCAGCUGAAGAAAUAUUUGCAAAAAACUGUGUCUGCAUGUGUAACAACCCUAUCUAGGUCAUUGCUUUGUGUUUUUGUUGGUUUUAAUUUUAAAUAACUGAGGCCCAUGUACAAUACAAUACAGUAUAUACUGUUGUGAAUACAGGCACAAUUCAGCCUAUGUUAGGCAUAUUUAAGACUUACUGAUUUCAGUGGGUUUAAUAAGCAUAUGCUUAAAUAUUUCCCAUUGAAAUUAAUGGGACUGAGUCCAGUUAAACGUUUGAAAGCACUGAUUCUGAAAUUAAACUGAUGUAGAUCUGGUCAGUGGCUUGGAUAACAGCCCGCUGAUCACUCUGAGCCCAUGUAAGAGCAAAAUAUAUUAAUAGAACUCCAAAUCUCUUUAAUUUUGACUGAAUUUUUCCUAUUAUUUGCCUAAAUGCAUGAAAAAUUGUGAUUCAUCUCUAAUGUUGUUUGAAAUUAUAUAUUUUUAUUUAUUGUAUAUAGUCCCUAAUAUUUAUAUAAAAAAGGAAAAGGAGUACAUUUUUAGAGCUAAAAAUCAUCUUGCUAUCAUUGAACAAUAUUUUAUUUAAAGCAAGCAUCAUUUAAUAAUUACACCACAAAGAUAUUAUACCAACCAGACUGAAAGGAAUAUGAGCUUUCUAUGAUAGACAGAAAAAAUUAUUCAGUCUUCAUUUCAAUAAGAUUUAUACCUGUUUCUUGUUUUCUUAUGUUGAUGCUAUUGUGGCCAUUAACAUAUUUGAUCCUCAUACAACAUCACUAAUAUUAAUGUGGAGAAUUCACUGAGAUAGAUAAUAUACAGAGUGUGCUAGAGUAUAAGAAUAUUCUAAAUAUUUAUUUUAUCAAUACCAAUUAGAAUCAUUUGCCUUAUUGGUACUGUUUGGAUCUUUAUAAUUAAGCACAAUUAGAAUAGAGAGGAACACAAAUCUUCCAUAAGCAACAACUAAGAUAUAAUUUAAACUUUUAAAAAAAUGUAUAUUUUUAAAAAUAGGACUCUAGGAAAUUCUGUUUUAAUGCAAAUUCUCAAUUAAUACCAUAGUGUAAAUAUGGAGUUUCUUAAAUUUAACUAAGUAGUCUAAAAAUAUAAUUUUAAGUCAUCAUUUUAUUGAAUUAAGAGAAAAUAUAUUUAACUUACAAAGCAGCUGAUCAAUAUUUGAUACUAUUUUGUAUCAAGAAAUUUUGUUUUGUUGUCAUAAAUAGCUAUAAAGCCAGAAAUUACAUUUAUAUAAAGAAAAAUGUAUCUCUUUAGUAAGCAAGCUAAAUUAAUUCAUCAUUUGCUACUAAAGCUAAUAAACAGCUAUCAUUUUUAACUUGAAUGUCAAAUAUUCAAUAUUCAAUUCACAGUAAAGCCCUUAAUUAUUUGAGUUCUUUUGGUAUACAAAGCACAUUAAUAAAAUAACAAUUCCCUGCACUGUAUCCCCAAAUAUACCGUUGCUCCUUAUCACCAGAGUGCAUAUGUAGUUCUAAAAUGAGCAAAGGUCUUAUUUCUAUUGUAAUGUGGCCUACAUGAAUCUAGAACUUAUAAGCACCAUGUAGAUACCAGAAUACCUACAGGUGUUCUGGGUGGGCUAUCCACGUGCAAACACUCAUGUACUAAAAAGCACAAAACCCAAUCAUGUUGAUAAUACUUGUAUAAAAGUUGUACCCUAUAGUUCCAUCUUACUGACUUGUGCAAGAUUUCAAAGUUCUUACAACAGAUGAAACGUUUUCUUGAUAUUAGCAAAGACAAACAAGAAAAACAAAAUAGCAUAAGCCUGGAUCCAAUUAUGAUUAACUCCACCAUUUUCAGGAAAUAGCAGAGGCUGCUACAAGAAGGAAGAAGAUAAAUUAUUUUUAUACUUUCUACCUUAUAGUUUUUCAUUCCCCAUACAUUUUUUUAAAAUAUUCUGGAACAAUGUAGGGAAUAGUAAGAAUAAAGAUGGAAAUAUUCUUAGAAAUGUCCACCCAUUCCUUCCUCUGUGGAGCAACUCAUAAAAACUUUGCUCUGCAGAAAUAUGGAUCAUACCUAAAGUGUCAAAAAAACCUAGGAUGACAGUGAAGUAAAAAAA